AUGAUAAUGUAUUAUUAUCAAUGAUAUUUAGUGUUGGAUUAGUUCAAUCCACUUGUGAAGUCUUCAAAACCAUUACAACACCAGAUACGGGAGAACAUUUUAUUGAAUAAGAUUUAUCAUCGCUCAUUUCUUUAGAUUAUGCUUGGGGUGUGUGGAGUAAAUACUCUCAAUUUUAUAUUUCAUCUGAUGAUUUAGCCUUGCCAAGCUACUCUAUGCAUAUUGUUUCAGAAAAACAAUAGGAUUUAACAUACUUAGUUUAUUACAUCACACUUAAUAAAAAAGAUAAGUCAUUUUAUCAUAAUUUGUACAUUUUUAAUAAAGGGUCUUAUGUAAUACGAGAAUUAAGGAUAGAUUAAGCACUCGCAGUAGAGCGUUGGGUUUUUUUCUAUUUUUGUUAUAAAGAAUCAUAGGCAAAUUUUAACAUAUUUUUAUAUGUUUAAAAGGAGGAUUUGAAUGUAUAAAAAAUAGAAGGGGGUCCUUGUGCUUUAGAUAAAAAAGAUUUCAAGGAAUAUUAAUUAGGUGGAUCAUUGUUAGUAAAAACCAUAAAUAAAUAUAGUUCACUCGGGCAUUUGAGCCUUCCGAAAUAUACUAGUUGAAAUAAUUUUCUGGAUAAAUUAGCAAUAUAGAUUUAAGAGAAGGCUCACAAUAUUAUUAUACAGACAUUCCAACAUUUUUAAAUAACUUAGAGUAGAAUUGCUAAAUUGAUGUGUGUGAGAUGAUGGUGGAAACUCUUAUAACUUCCUUUAUGAAGAGUGGGGGUAUUCUAAGAAAAACUGUUACAUAUUUUGGAAGAAAAUUUAUGAUAUCUGGGUGGGCGAUAAUAAGAGAGUUGUCAGAAGUAAUUAAUAAUUGAUAUUUAGCUCAAAAAUCUUGAGAGUGUAUUAUUCAGAGCUUCAUUGAGGUAUUCUUAUUUCCAGGAUAAAAAUCAAGGUGAUAAAGCAAUAUACUGGAAAUAUAUUCAAAAUUCUCUUAAUUAAAACUUAAAUGGGUUUCAGAUUACAACUUAUCAUCACUAUCAAUCAGAGUCUCUAAAUUCAUAUGAAACAUAAGAAUAAGAUUCUUGGUUAGUUUUGGAUUAAUACUAUUAUGAAGCCUUGACAUUUUGGCAUUGGUUUGUUUACUAAGAGGGAGUUGAUGGAACUAACAAUAUCAGAUUGUCAAUUUAUAUGGGUCAUGGAAAAUAAGAAAAAACAUUCAUAAUGAAAUAAAAUCAUCUAGUUAAGGCUAAACUAUAUUUGAAUAUCGGAGGAGACAAAUACAAUCAAAAUUUCAACGGAGCAAUUCGUGAUUUAACCUUUAAAUAUUGUUAUAAUGAUGAUACACCAAACCCAAGAUGUAUACAUAAUUGUUAUCAUUAGAGUGUCAUUUUACUUGUAAAUCAUGUUUUGGUCCUCUAGAAAAUCAUUGUAUUUCUUGUGAAGAAAUUUAAAUAUCAAACAGAAAAUUCUCAAAGUCUUAAUGUUUAUGUCAAGAAGGAUAUGUAGAUGUUGGCACAAAAAAUUGUAAAAGUAAUUAUAUGGUUAUGUUUUUUUAGUUAGAGGAGCAAUAUUAAAGAAUAUAAAUAUAUAAGAAGCAACAACAUUUGAAAAUUUUGGAUGUUAAAGGUACUAAUUUUAAGUGAAUAUUAAUGGAGACUGGUAUUGUUUAGAUUGCCCUGGUACUAUUACACCAUUUGCAUUAUAUUGUUUAGAUUGCAUAUAAAAUUCGGAUUCUUGGUAUUUAAAUCCUAGAUGCACAACAGAUUAUUUAAUGCCCUUUACUAAUGAUACAAAUUAUGUUUUUUUGAAAUAAGAGAGAUAACCUUAAGAUUAUGAAUAUUUUCUGAUAAAUCUUUAAGGCAUAUCACAAUAACCAGUACUGGAACCUUGCUUUGGAUGCCUUGGUUAAACUAACAGCAGUUUCAAUUUCAUUGAAAAAUAAACUAUGAAUUAAAUUUCGAAAAUAUUGUGCAAGAAUUGUUAUCAACCAAUUAAUGGUGAAUGUGUAAAGUUUUAAUUAAAUUGCAAUUAAUGUGAUGAUAAUCAUCAUUGUUUAAAUUGUUUAUCAAAUUAUACCUUAUUUGAAAACUUCUGCUGGGCUUGUCCUAUUGAGUGUCCUGAUUGUAACUAUAAUAUGACUGGUUAUUAUUGUAAAAGCUGUAUUCAAGGAUAUUAUUUUAAUUCAACACUUGAAUAGUGCUAAUAAUGUGGCUAAUUCUGCAAGAUUUGUAUUUUCUCUCUUGAAUUAAAUCAUUUGCAAUGUGUAAGAUGCAACCAUGAUUCAGAUUAUUUUAUAUCUGUAGAGAAAUUUAAUUGCAGAAAAAAAUCAAUGCCAAAUUGUGAAAUGGAAGCUAGUGAAAAUUAUAUAAUUCAUAAUAACUUGAGUUACAUAUCAAAUGCUCAGCAAUACAGCAAUUCACUUGAUAUAGUUGCUUUUAAAGAAACCUUUCCAACAUUUUAGAUUUGUUUAAAAUGUGAGAAUGGUUACAUCAAUAAACUUUUAGUUCAAAAAUAAUAUGAGUGUGUCUCUAUUUAAUCUUUAGGGACUCUUUUACCUGAAGAAUUAAAGCUAAAAGUUCUUUAAUCUUAAAAUAAUAAUUUUUAGUUAGCUUUAAUAAGUAAACCACAAGCUCCAUCACUAAAAUUUUCAAUUAUUUAUGGAGAUCGUGUAAGUAUUUAUACCACUCUUACAAUCAUAUCAAAUUCAGUCACAGGUAUUUCAUGUUAAGAUCCUAAUUGUUUUAUAUGUGUUAAUAAUUAUAUUCAAGAACAAUAAUAUUGUAUGCAAUGCUAUAAUGGAUUUUAUUCCAAUACAUUUCUUGGAAGAUGUUAUCAAUGUCCUUCAGAUUGCUCCACUUGUUUAGAAUAAAAUAAAAUCUAUUAGGAUGCUUGGAAAUGGCAAUAUAAAAUUAAUUAUCAUUUUAGAAGUUAUUUAUUGGAAGGAUUACACAAUUUUAAUGUUUUUGGAGCUAAAUUAGAUCUCGAAAAUUUUGAAGUUAUAUGCACAGCUUGUCCACAAAAUGGAAUUCUUUACAAUAAUAAAUGUUAUCCUAAAUGCAACUGUGAUUCAUGCAUAAUUCAAAAUGAUCAAGUAGUCUGUAUCAGUUGUAAAAAUCAAAACACUAAAACAGUUUAUGAUGGUUAUUGUCAUCUUUGUCCCAAAUUUUGUGAAUUAUGUAGAGAAAUUACAUAGGAAGAAAAAUUAAAGAUCAAUCCAUAUUUUUAACCUACAGACAUCAACUUACAAAAAUAUGCAUAACAAUGUAUUAAACCUUAAUCUGAACCUCCUAUACAGGGGAUUUUAUAUUAUGAUCCAACCUUAGGCUAAGAAAUUAAUUGUUUAAAUCCUGAAAAAAAAAAUUGUUAUCUCUACCUAGAAAUUCCACUCAAUAUUUACUGUUCUAAAGAACUUUUUGAAAAAUAAUAUGCUAAAUUAGAUUCUCCUGAAGAUUAAGAUGACUUUUUAAGUAAAAAUGCACCAAUUUCUGCAAUUUUCUCAACAGAUACUGAAAAUCAUUUUUUAGUAGAAACUGAUUAUUUAUAUAAUGAAUUGAAUCAAAAAACUGUUAAAUUGGUCAGAUAUAUCUUAAAUUUAUUGCCUAACUCUGGAGAUUGUGAAAUUAAGAAAAACACCUACAUUCAAUCGCAAAUUCGUAGAAAUGUCUUUACUGUUAAAUAUUUAGAACUCAUUUUGGAGUCUUAAAACUUGUUGCAGAUUCAUCUUAAUGAUAAUAUUACAUUUUAUGAGUUCACUACAAUCAAAUUUAUAAAUUUACAGAUGAUUCCAAACCAUGUUAUUACAACAAUAAACAUUUACAAUCUCUAUGGUGUAUCAUUUUUCAUGGAAUAAAUCAAAAUUAACAAUAUCAAAGAAGGUUAAGUUAGGAUUAAAAUUGAAAAUCCUACUGACAUUACCAUUUAAAAUUUUGAAAUUUCAGACUCUAAUUUAAAUAAUCUCAAUGGCAUUAUUUUUUAUUAUUUUACUUAAAAAUUAAGAAAAUAAUUAAUGUUUAAAAUUGAUUAAUUUAUAAUCUAAAAUUGUUAGAUAAAUAAUACUACAUUAAUUUUUUAUUUAUUGGAUGAACAGAAUGGAAACUAACAAUUAAUAGUUAGUAAUUUUAAUUCAUGGAGUAAUUAUUACUCAUCAUCUAUUGUUUUCUACACUGAAUUCAUCAAUUAAAUUAGAUAAGCAACUUUAACUUUUGAAUUAUUCAAUUCUGAUCAUGACGUUUUAAUUAACUCAGGUUUUUUAAAUAUACCUGGAGCCUUAAAUGUUGAAUUAAUUAACAUGACUGUAUCUAAUGGAACUUUCAAUUCUUAAGUGCAACUAUUCAAAUUGCCUCUAUUUAAAAUAACUAACAUGCUUAUAUCUAAUAACACAUUUAAUAGCUUCGAUAAUCGAGUAAUAACAAAUAUACUUGAUACUUUGUAUAAAGAUACAAUCCAAUCAAAUUUACUCAUAAUUAAUAAAAUAACAUUCAAAAAUAACUACUUUAGAGGUAGCAAAGUGUUUAUAGAAUUGCUAAAAAGUGAUAAUUUCUAGAAUCUAGAAGUAAAUGCUAAAGAAGUGAUACUUGAUUCCAAUUAAUUUGUUUUUAUGGAUUAUAAUGGAUUUUUAACAUCUGCUAAUUCAUCUUUUUACUUUGAUUUAAACCAAAUCAUUCUUGAAGAUGUCAAUAUAAUCAGAACGUUCACUCUUCCUGAGAUAUCAAUAAAUAACGCAGAAAAGAUAGUGCUUAAUAAUAUGAAGGCUACAUUAAAAGAAGAGUUUAAUAUUAAAUUAUUACAUCAAUAAGAGUCUUGUAUCUAAAAGAAUUUAGAAAUAGGCUAUAGCAGUAUGAUAUUUAUAUAUAAUACUAAACACAUUUAAAUUUAGUAAAUUAAAAUUAUAGGGUUGAUAGUUAUAAACUUGCCUAUUAUUUUGAUCAAAUCAUUAGAAAAGACUAAUUUUAGGCAAACAGAAAUUAUAGAUAUUCAAACUCUUAAUUUGUCAAACAAUAAUAUCAUUCUUACUAAUUUGGCAGAGUCGCCUUCAAUUCUUAGCAUAAAUUCUGAAUAAGAAUAAAAAAUCAAAAUAAUUAACAUUACUGCUUUUAAUAAUCAUCAUCAUACUUAUUAAGAUAACUAAUAUAUGAGAUAAUCAUCAACAAUUUUUAUUGAAAAUCCUAAUUCUAAUAUUCUAUUAAGUGAAUCAAAAUUUUCAAAUAAUAUUAUAACUAACAAUCAAGGUUCCAACCUUGUAUUAAUAUGCAAAACUUUAGAGAUUUUGAAUUGUUCCUUUAAAUUUUCGAAUUAUUUACAAUUUUAAUACUUAAGAAAACGUUUAAUUUGGGGGUACAGAUUAAAUGAAGUUGUUUAUAUGGAAAAUUUAUAUUUAAUUUUUCCUAUCAAAUCAAAAGGAGGGAAUGCUUACUUGCAAGCAGACAGCAUUAUACUUAGUAAUGUUUCAAGUCAAAAUUCUUUGGCUUGGUAAGGAGGAUCCUUUUACUUUGGGACUUAAUCAAAUGGUUUAAUUUAGAUCUUGAAUUGUAAUUUUAAUUUCAGCCAAGCUAAUUUAAUCAUGACAGAAAAAUCACAAGGUGGUACUUUGUUUGUUGAUGCUUCUCAAUCAGAUUUAAAUUUACGAAUAUUUAACUCCCAUUUUAUUUCAAGCUUUAGUAGAUAGGAAGGAGGAACAAUUUUUAUAGAGCCAUCAAGAAAUAAAAAUUUUAUACUAAUUACAUAGAAUGUCAUUCGAAAUGUUUAUUCUUUGGCAAAUGCUUUUUUUAAAUUACCCAUAAUAUUUACAAGUAAUACUCUGGUUCUAAAUGUAGAGAUUUAUGAUUUAUCUAUUCAAAAUGAUUAUCAAGGAUUUUUGUCAUAUUUAGCCAGUAUAAAUAAUUUAAGUGAAUCUGAAUUAAAGAUUCAAAUUCAAAAUUAUUUGAUAUCAAUCGAGAGAGGUAAUAUUACUUUAAAAGAUUGUAAUUUUAUUGAUAUAUUUGAUUAUGGAGUCUUAGAUAUUAAGAAUGCAUAAUCAAUUAAAUUAGAAAAUGUCUUAAUGUAAAAUUUUACAUUAAUUGGCGGGAGCACUGUUAAAUUUAUUUUAAAUAAAAGUAUCUUUUUAAUAUAUUUAUAGAAUAUUUAACCAAUAUUUAAUUCUUAAACGUAAAGCUUAUGUCAUUUAAGGAAGUGGUAGGAAAUGUUACAAAACCUUCUGAGUCAAUCACUUCUCUUCCUUAAAUUUUUUAUAAAUGUAUUACUACUUAUUCCUAACCAGGAUAAUUAAAAUAAUUUUACGAUCAAAAGAAAAAGGAUAUUUUAAGUUAUUCCAACUUAUAUGCCUUAAUAUAGAAAAAAAUAAACCCUAUAUUUAUCAUUGAAAUUGAUUCAAUUUCAAUAAAUCAUUAUAUUUCUAUUGACAUUUUAAAUUUGUAAAAAAUAAUAUGCUCUAAUUGUUAAAAUGGAUUAUUAAGAUUUACAAAUGUUGAGGAGUAAUCAAAGAAGAAUCUUAUCUAUUUAAAAUAAAUAAAAAUGGAAGACAAUGUUUGUGGUUAAUUAAGUUGUUUAAUAAUUUCAUCAAAAGAGAUCAAUUAAUUAAAAUCAUUUUCUGAUAUUAAACCGAAAAGAUUAUUGAAUUAGAUAUAGCAGUAUUAAGAAAUGAAGCUUGUAACUGUAAAGCUUGAAUUUAGUUCUUUUUAAAAUAAUAGUGCUACUUACGGGGGAGCAAUAUUGAUCUCUGGUGUUAGUAUAGUAAUAACAUCUUGUUAAUUUUUAUUAAAUUGUGUUAAAGAGACAGGAGGUGCAAUAUAUUUUUAAUAUAAUAAUGGAUCUUAAUUCUAAAUACUUAAUUCUUUAUUUUCAAAUAACCAAGCAUAGGUUGGUGGAGCUAUAUUUUUAGAAAAUUAUGCCAUCCAAAACAAAGAAAAAACUAAUAUUGUUUAUUCAAAUAAUUAAGCAGCUCUUUUUGGCAAUAAUAUAGCUGAUUUUCCAGCUAAAUUAACUCUAAAAUUUUGUUCUAAGCUAUUGGAAACAAAAACAAUAGUGAAUAACCAGAGUUAAGUUUUGGAUAAGAUUGAUAUCCAAUAAUAUUUUAUUGGACAAUAAUAAAAGGAAUUCUUAAUGCUUCCAAGUGGUCAGCCCAUAAAUUAAUAUCAUUAUUUUGAUGAGUAAAUCCAAGAUUACAUUGCAUUAAACUUAACUUUAAGGAUAAUCCCUUUAGGAAAAGAGAAUGGCUAAAUAAAAGCAUUAAACGGAAGUAAAUGUAAAAUAAAAGGAAGAGAAAUAAUAAAUGGAAAAGAAGGAGAAUUUAAUAAUAAUUUUACUAGUUUUACAGAGAUAGAAUUUAAUACAACAAGUUAGGACUAUAAUUUAGAUUUUUUGAAUAUAUAUUUUGAUCCUAAUUAUACCUAAUAAGACUAUUUGUAAUUAGAGAUAAUGUGUGAUUCUGUAAAAAUUCCAAUCUUUGAUGAUCAGCCACCUUAUUUGUUGAAUGAUUAUUAAACAAAUUAUGGAUUAAGAGUGAAUUUAUAGACAUAUCCUUGCCAAAGAGGAGAAUAUAAGACUUAAUCUGGAACAUGUAAAUUGUGUGAUCCAAAUUCUUAUCAAUACAAUGUAAGAGCUGGUGAAUAAUGUAAAAUAAAAGAUUAAAUAAAAAUGGAAAAGAUAACUUCAGCUAGAAUUAUGCUAAGACCACAAUAUUGGAGACCUUAUGAAAAUAAUGAUAACGUCGAAUAUUGUUUGAAUAUGCCUGAAAAUUGUAUAGGAGGGUGGAAUCCUGGAAAUGACUUAUGUUCAGAAGCACAUAUUGGGGCUUUAUGUGAACAAUGUGAUAUCUACAAUGUUAGAGGAUAAGGAUCUUUUUCUGUUAGCACAAUUUAUAAAUGUGGAGAUUGUAAUAAUGUUAGUAGUAAUACUUUCAAAGUCAUUCUUGUUAGUAUUUGGACUAUGAUCUCAAUAUUAUUAUCUGUAAAAGGGACAAUUGAAACUAUUACUAAAGCAGUUGUUUAACAAAAGAGAGUAAAAUUAAAAAUAGCUACAUAUGAUCCUAGAACAGGUUAUGGAAAUGUUUUAAUCAAAGUAUUAACUAAUUAUUUUUAAAUUAUUGGUGUGAUUUCAACAUUUUAAUUAUCUAUGCCAAGCAUUUUGGAAUCCUCAGUUAGAUCAGUUGGCAAUCCAACUGAAACCAUGAGUUUAUCUUUAGACUGCUUUUUAAUCUAAAUUACAGAUAUCGAUAUCAUUUAUUUCAGAAUGAUAUGGGCUUUGGUUAUGCCUUUCUUAUACAUUCUAACCUUCAUUUUUAUAUACAUGAUCGCUGUCGUUAUUAAUAUAACCAAACUUAACAAGAGUGCCUUUACAACUACAGCCAUCUAUCUGUUCAUUUAUUUCUAACCUACUUUAAUUGGAGGAUUUAUAUCUUUAUUAUCUUUCAGAUAAAUAUCAAGUUUCUAUUGGAUUUAAGGUAAUGUUGCAUAUAGAUAUGAUACUUAAGAACAUUUAAAUUGGAUUAUUACUUUUAUAUUACCUUCUACUCUAGCCUUAGCAUUAAUUAUUCCAGCUUACAUGUUUAUUAAUUUAUAUAUCUAGAGACAAAAAUUAGAAGAAGAAAAUACUAGAAAAAAUUGGGGAUAUUUAUAUAAUGAGUAUUCAAAAAAUGCUUACUUUUGGGAAAUUGUAAAGAUACUUUAAAAAGGAUUCAUAAUUAUUUUUUUAACAUUUUAUGAGGAUUUAGUAAUUAUUAAAGGAGCUUUAGUAUUUAUGAUUGUUUUCCUAUACUAACUAUUAACUAGAAAAUAUCGCCCUUAUCAAAUUCUAUAAUUAAACAUAAUUGACGAAUUAAGCACUCUUAUUUGUGGCACUUCUAUAGUACUCUCUAUUACCAUCUAUUAAGCCAAUAUAUCAGAAAACCAAGAAAUUAUUUUGCCUUUUUAUAUCUUUCUGAUUGGCUUAAAUGCAACAUUCAUUUUAGUCAUUUUGUGGGGAAUAUUUUUAGCAUAAUUAGAGGAUUAAUAAUAAAAUAUAGAUAAAAUCAGAGAUAAAAUUAAUUAAAUAUUCCCAAGAUUAGUAAACUCUAAUUAGAUUUUAAGGAAGCUUCUCACAAAUAGGGCAGAAAAACAACAGAGAAUUAGAUUCAGAUUUUUAAAAAUUAAGAAAUAUUUAUUACAAAUUGUUCAUGCCCAUCCAGGAUUGUAUAAACUACCAAUCUAAAAUUAUUAAUUACACUAAAAAAGAAAAUCAUCCAUUUCUUCCAGAGGUUCAGACUAAUUGAAAAAUUACCAAUUUAAACCAAAAACUUUUUCUAAAGUAUAUCCGAUUUAUUUUGAAAUCUAAUAAUUAGAAUCUUAAAAAGGAGAAGAACAAAAUCAACAGAUAUGA
This is a messenger RNA of Paramecium sonneborni, 9329 nucleotides long. NCBI's taxonomy places the organism in Eukaryota, Ciliophora, Oligohymenophorea, Peniculida, Parameciidae. The record is from the annotation of a GenBank genome assembly.